AGCACUUGUCAAACAAUCAAUAUUUUACCCAAAUUUUCAUUUUAUCCCAAAUAGCAAAAAUGUGCAAAAGUGUAUAUUAAAAUAAGCUCACACAGUGUGAAGAACCUGGAAUAAAAAAUCUACUAAAGCUAAAAAUAACUGCAAUGCAAAGCAACUUAGCGCCUGGUAAAUUAAGCUUUAAUUGUGGCACAUCACUUGAAGUUUUUGAGUGUAAAAUGUGUAAUUUUAAAACAGAUUUGAAUAUUAUUUUGCAUUAUCACAGAAACUUGCAUCACAAUUAUAAAAAUGUACAAACUCCCAUGAAAAAUCCAGAAUUUAAAUGAUACAAGUGCCAUUUUGCAACCUAUUCAACAUUAUUAUGGUUCAAACAUAGAUUUGAAUGCACAUUACAACACUACAGCCUUUGCAGACAUCCUCCAUCUGAAGAAAUCAAAUGGUUUCAAUGUGAACAUUGUGAUUAUAAAACACAACAAAAAGCGAGUUUCGAAAGUCACAAAGUUUACAAUCAUUCGCAAAAUACGAGUAAUGCCAUGUAUGAAUGUAAACAAUGUACAUACAAAACAAAAAACCGACGCCACCUGAAAUUUCAUGAAUUAAGACAACAUGCGACUCUUGAUGACCCCCAGUGGUUUAACCGUGAGCAAUGCACCUACCGGACAAUAGCCCAAUCUGAUUUGUCGAGGCACAUUCUAUCACGACACACAGAAAAGGCUUUGAAAAAGAAAAUUGAGUUCUCUUGCACCUUGUGUCCGUUCAAAACUUUGUAUCAGCAGUCUUUAAAGCAACACAUCGUUGGACAUCACACUGCAUCUGAAGAAAUCCGAUGGUUUGAAUGUGAUCAAUGCGACUACAAGGGCAAAUGCAAAAAAUAUUUUAAAAUACACAAAAAAAUGCAACACUCUGAUGGUAGUGUUAAUAAGAUCUCGUGCGAUAGUUGUUCCUUUAAGACAACAACCCAAGAGGCGUUGAAGAAACAUAUUGCAAGAAAACACCCUUCAGGGAAAUUGUUACAUGAAUGUCCUCAUUGUUUUUUUACGGCGAGGUAUAAGGUGUUUCUGAAUCACCAUAUAAUAAGACAACAUACUGCCGCUGAACAGAUUGAAUGGUUCAGAUGCGCUCAUUGUGAUUACAAAGGAAAAUUCAAAGGAGAUUUGAGUAGACAUAUAAAAUAUAGUCAUAGCAGUGCUGUGGUUAAGAUAUUUAGUUGCGAUUUGUGUGAGUACAAGUCUACGAGAACACACAGUCUUAAAACUCAUAAGUUAAGGAGACAUUUCUCACAAAAAGAAGAGUUGUAAAUUGGAGUUUUGUUUAGCAUUUAUGUGUAAAAUUAAACACAGUUUUGUAAUUUGUUACUUCUUGUAUUAUAAUUAUUAUUUUCAUAAAUUUAUAAAGAAAAAAAUUGUUCGAGC
This is a messenger RNA of Tribolium madens (black flour beetle), 1409 nucleotides long. RefSeq names its product zinc finger Y-chromosomal protein-like. The record is from RefSeq and is a predicted model, not a curated record. Gene Ontology annotation, molecular function: RNA polymerase II transcription regulatory region sequence-specific DNA binding; DNA-binding transcription factor activity, RNA polymerase II-specific. Gene Ontology annotation, biological process: regulation of transcription by RNA polymerase II. Lineage: Eukaryota; Metazoa; Arthropoda; Insecta; Coleoptera; Tenebrionidae. Gene Ontology annotation, cellular component: nucleus.